Haemonchus placei is the source of this 1236-nucleotide messenger RNA. Lineage: Eukaryota; Metazoa; Nematoda; Chromadorea; Rhabditida; Trichostrongylidae. The record is from the annotation of a GenBank genome assembly.
UUGUCAGAAGGCACGCCAAAAACAAGUGAGGGAUUUUCUUAUUCACUGCUGAUCGUUUUCAGGCUUUUACUCGUUGGCGUCGUUGGCGCCAUUGUCGCACUGAUGUCAGUCGUAUUCAACAUGUUCCUUUUCUGUGUUCUGGCACGGAAUAAGCGGCACCGGUCAUCCAGCCUGAUCUACUUGACGUUCCUUGCUUUCUCGGAUACAUUUUUGUCAGCAGCUUAUAUUCUUCUGUUUCCCGUCAACCUCUACAUGGACUACUUCGCUUCUGAUUUACUGGCUAUGGCGUGGUGGUCAUACAUGCGAAUUAUCAUCACGAUAUCACACGUGUUCAUAUCGGCAUCGGCGUUUCUGAUUGUCGCUGCCGCUUUUGAGAGGUACAUCACCAUCUCGAAAAUCCGCAAUCAGUUUGCUCGACAUCAUCGCCUAGCCAUUUGUUUCAUGGCGGUUGUAUUCGCAAUGAUCGCCAAACUACCUAUGUACUUUGAAGUGCAGGUUGUUCCAAACGGGAACUGUACAGGAGUUACGUCUUUGACAGCCACUGUAAGUGAAUUCAGCGAGACAGAACCAUACAAAACUGCUUACAAGUUCUGGUUCCGAAGCAUCAUAACGAUAGUUCUACCGUUCAUACUGUGCUUCUACCUGAAUAUCGGCAUCAUUCGCCUUCUUCGAGCACAACACCAAGGUGCGAAGCUGUUUCGCUUCGCCACUUCAGAACAUCGGAAGAACAUUCGGUCGGCAACACUGAUGCUGGUGUUUGUGACGUGCACCUACCUUGCAUCGAACAUGCUCAACGUAAUCGUUUACACCUGGGAGUUGAUAGACAAACCUUCGCUCAUGUCAGAGCAGUUGCGACCGUUCUACACUCUGUCGUCUGAUUUAGUAUCUCUACUGACAGUGUUAGCCAGUGCUUGCCGCCUUCCUAUCUACAUUGCAUGCAAUGCACGAAUUCGAUGUGAAGUACUCGACGCUCUCAACAAUUGCGUUCUCUUCAGGAGCAGCAAUAGUAACAAGCCAAUUUCACCAAAAAAUAAACGAUCACGUACGACUACAGUGCGAUAUUGCGAAACGGGAUGCGGGUUCAUGAUUUAUGAGGUGAUCUUUUUCUUAAUUAAACCAAGUAAAUCAGGAGAGACGAGAGGCCGCAGCAUCGGCACUGGUUUGGAUCGAAUAGUCCUCUCAGUGGCUAUGGGAGACAUGAACUCAAGGUUGUUACUUGAUACGUGCCCUUUGUGA